UCAAUUCUCAUCUACCUCGGCCUAAUUUAUUUGAAACUAUCCCCAUUCCCAUAGAUAGUCCUAUCAAGCUACAGAACCUUUUCCUAUCUUUGAUAAUGGCUGCCAAUGCGCACUCUCUCUCUAGAACACACUUACAAUUCCCCACAUUUUACUCCGAAUUCAGAAGACCCAAGAACAUCACCAAUUGUAUUUCAUUUCCAUUCAGUUCUUUUUCCUCUUUGACUUCACAAAAUUCAAUUUUAGCUACAUUUAGUCCUUUUCUUCUUUACCCUUCUUCAAAAUUAACUCAUUUAUCCUCAUUUUCUACCAAAUCACUCCCUGUUUCUGCCAUUGUUGCAUUCAGCCUCCCAACUGCGAGUCCAGAGAGGGUUUCCGGUGAUAAAGUUCCCAAGUGGUCAUGGAGGGCUAUAAAAUCUUUUGCUAUGGGUGAAUUGGAAGCUAGGAAGCUCAAAUACCCCACAACUGGGACUGAAGCUUUACUUAUGGGUAUACUUAUAGAAGGAACUGGUGUUGCUUCAAGGUUUUUAAGGGAAAAUGGAAUUACGCUCACCAAGGUCCGAGAGGAAAGUAUAAGAUUACUGGGAAAAGGUGAUUUGUACUUCUUCAGUCCAGAGCAUCCACCCCUGACUGAUUCUGCUCAAAAAGCACUUGAUUGGGCUUUGGACCAGAAGCUGAGAUCUGGUGUUAAUGGAGAAAUUAUGACAAUUGAUAUACUUCUUGGCAUAUGGUCAGAAGAGGAAUCGGCUGGUCAUAAGAUAUUAGCUGCCCUUGGCUUUGAUGAUGAGAAAGCGGAAAAGCUGAAGUCUUUAGGUUCUAAGCCCAACUAUGAUGAAAGGUGAGAACUGGUUAAAGAGAACGGGAUAAUGGAAUGUUGUAUAUAAUCCGGUCUAUUCUUGAUUUGAACACCAUAGCAAAACCAAGCUAGUUGAUGCCCCUGCCGAGGCCUAACUUUACUUUGAAACCCUAUACGCUCCCCAUGGGUGAAGCCCACAAGUAGAACCCACCAAGAAUUGCGUACGUACCAAGCCAUGGCCUUGCCAUUUCUCGUACGAUUGCUCCGGAAAUUUUCAAUGGAACGUUUGCUUUUGGCCUGUUUGCCCCAAGCUCGUUGGAAAUGCUGGUAGAUGCAGAAAUGUAGAGGCAUGCAUAACCAAGAAGAGCAAUAAGUGAAAGUUAUAAAACCAAUAUGGUAUGACACCUACUGUAGUUAUUAAAAAACCAAUUUAGAUGGUUAAUACAUCUACUCGUGCUUUCUAAACUGUUUUAUUCACUUUUUACAUGAAUGGUUAUAACACAUACUCUAGUACUCAAAAAUUUAACUUUCAAAACAUUUAUUUAUGCUUUUUAAAAGCCAAUCAUUUGUUGUUUUGAUGAAACUCUUG
This is a messenger RNA of Amaranthus tricolor (Joseph's coat), 1382 nucleotides long. Its product is annotated as ATP-dependent Clp protease ATP-binding subunit CLPT2, chloroplastic-like. NCBI's taxonomy places the organism in Eukaryota, Viridiplantae, Streptophyta, Magnoliopsida, Caryophyllales, Amaranthaceae. Bases 96 to 839 code for a protein of 247 amino acids. The record is from RefSeq and is a predicted model, not a curated record. The transcript is spliced from 6 exons.